CAGAACGUGAAUUGAGGCGGAACUGAAACAAGUUUAGAAACUGCACUGGAGGAUUGACUUCAUAACAAACUCUUUCACUGAACACUGUGCCGAAGAACUCUUCAUGUGUGCGUGUUAAAAUGAGUUUCUUGCAAAAAACGACUCUUCUAAUGAGUGUAUUUAUUUUGUGUGUGUCUCAAACUGAGUGUGGGGUCGCAAGUAAUUGUCGUGGUAAUUGUACACAAGAACUUAAAGGGCUAUCUAGGGCCGAUGAAGGGGGUGGAGAAAAGGAGGAAAAGGAAGACGUGAUGUCGAAAAUCCUGCCCAUGAUGGUAAUGCCCUUUAUGCUUCAAGUCACCAUGCUCCCCAUGAUGUUAAUGUCGAUGAAGUUCAUGUUAAUGAAGAGCAUGUUUCUGGGUAAAAUGGCCAUUGUGUUGGGGUUUGUGGCGUUUUUGAGGAAUUUAUUAAAACGAGGUGACGCUUUGUACAGUCAUAACGUCAACGUUCACCACCACCCAGAAUAUUCUCAUCACGGUAGGGCGAUUGAUUUUACCAGUUACGAAGAAAGAAACAGGUAGAAAUUGGAGGCGCUAAAGUAAAGCACUUAUAACUCCGCUGUGAUCUUUUGUACCUAAAUUAGGUAGGUUUAGUCAUAUUUAUUGUGUAGUUGCGAAAUAAAGUUAUUAAAGUUA
This is a messenger RNA of Zophobas morio, 671 nucleotides long. RefSeq lists its product as uncharacterized. The transcript has 2 exons. Bases 120 to 557 code for a protein of 145 amino acids. Lineage: Eukaryota; Metazoa; Arthropoda; Insecta; Coleoptera; Tenebrionidae. The record is from RefSeq and is a predicted model, not a curated record.